Macrosteles quadrilineatus (aster leafhopper) is the source of this 1744-nucleotide messenger RNA. RefSeq lists its product as uncharacterized. Gene Ontology annotation, molecular function: deSUMOylase activity. The transcript has a single exon. The record is from RefSeq and is a predicted model, not a curated record. The coding region runs from base 437 to 1744 and encodes 435 amino acids. Gene Ontology annotation, biological process: protein desumoylation. Gene Ontology annotation, cellular component: nucleus. NCBI's taxonomy places the organism in Eukaryota, Metazoa, Arthropoda, Insecta, Hemiptera, Cicadellidae.
AACCAACAUUUAUGAACUCGAAGGGCAAAACGGAAGACAAACGACACGGGCUCACGUUAAAGAUUUGAAGAAAUGGGUGUCAGCGGUUCAAUGCCACACACCCACGGUAUACGUGGGUAUGCCUGAGACGCCUGCUGUGUAAGCAGUUGGUCCAGGUACGGCGGGCAUGUGAGUACCUUAGGAAUAAGUAGUAGAUAGCUGAGCCUAGCAUGUAUAGUAUCAUUGCUUGCCCAACCAGAUCACUAAGCAUGUGUUUUGUUUCCAGAGUUGCAUGCUAACUGCUUGUUGCCAAUUCGCACCAAAAAUUUUGCUUGGCACUGUCAUUAUCACCCCUUGCUUUCUGUAGUUCAUUCCUCGCAUUGCACGUUCCUCAUUAGUGUGCUUGUUUUUUUUUCUUCCAUUUUCACACCUUGUAAAUAGAUAGUCGACUCACAACAUGGCCUUUGCAAAAAGACAACUCCGCCCUAUAGAGGAUGUCGCCUCGAAGGACACAGAGUGCCUAUUCCCCGGGCGUUUGGUGAAUGGGGAAGUGAUCAAUGCAUUUCUACGCCUCGUUGAGCGGAGGAGCUGCAACCGACCUUCAUUGCCUCACGUGAUGGCGUUGAACACAUAUUUUUUCCCCGCUUUGAAGGCAUGCCCGGCACGUCAGCGGGAAGGAUUUGAUCGGAUCCAGAGACGCCAUAAAAACCUCAAUCUCCUGGACUUUGACAUCAUCCUCGUCCCCGUCCAUGAACCUCGAUUGGGUCGUGAGGGACAUUGGUGGCUGAUGGUGGCAGACAUCAGGACGAAAACAAUCAGUGCCUACGACUCUGUGACAGGGCGGGACCAAACCAAAGAUUUGGAGGUCAUGAGGGCCUAUCUGGACUACCAAGCAGAAGUUGCGACUCCAACCCGCGCCAAACGAGAAUGGCUUUUGUGGAAAGGGCGAGAGUGUCCCGCCCAGACGAACACCACGGAUUGUGGCAUUCUACUGUGCGCAGUGGCAGCAGAAAUUUCGCAAGGAGGGCCCUUAGUAAAUUUUACCGUGGAUACGAAUGAGAUGAGACGGAAAAUAUCCAGAGCACUGCGAGCUUCCGCCAUCGGGGAUGACCAACCCAUGGAAGAAGACUUAUUCCCAGGGGAGGUCGAUUGGGACUUCGAGACGUUAGCACGAGAGUUGGAACGGAUUGCACCACCUGUCCCAAUGGGAAUUGUACCAGCAGACAUAGAUAGCCAAAGCGAAUGGGACGAUUGCGCCCUGGAUGACCCUUUGCCUGAGGUCGCAGUGACGCCCGUGGAAGGUGGAAAUAGUGCUCAAAAUGAGAAGGAAGGUUCACAGACGAAACCGGAUUUACUGGAGUUGGCUGGGAUGACGGAAGAAGAAGUCAGCAUGGAUCAGAUGCCGGCGUCACCUACCCUGUCGAUGUCACCUGGGAGGCUACGUGACUGGGUCAGCGUGACUUCCACCACCGAGAGUUUUGAGAUUAUAAGCGAACCGGAAACCGAGUCGAGUCAGCUACAGACGACCCAACCCAUGGAGAUCGACUUUGGACCGACAGCAGUUCCGCCAGAGAUUCUGAUGCGAAGCUCAGCAGUAGGAGGCGAGAGUACUAGCACCCCGACCCCGAAGCCCGAGGAGGGUGCCACAAACCGCCCAGCGAAGACACGAGGGAAAAGAAGGACCAUGAAGGUGCAAAUUCCUGGUACCAACACCUUCAAGAGGAUUAAUAUUCGUAAGUUGGGGCUGGUGCCCUACAAACGAUGA